This is a messenger RNA of Anopheles aquasalis, 2268 nucleotides long. RefSeq names its product glycosyltransferase 25 family member. The record is from RefSeq and is a predicted model, not a curated record. Gene Ontology annotation, molecular function: procollagen galactosyltransferase activity. Lineage: Eukaryota; Metazoa; Arthropoda; Insecta; Diptera; Culicidae.
UGGUGCCACAUCUGCUGGUGCACCGUUGUUGUUGCGUUGCAGUGAUGCUGCGGGACCGCCGAGAAGGUUGGAUUGUUGGUUAGUGAGGGUUUAAUUUCACAGUCGUUUAGUCGUCUUUAGUGGCCAAUCAUGUGUUCCUUACGGUGUGCCUCAUCCGGGGUGCUGCUGUUGCUGGAGAUAGCAGCAUUCCUAUCGCUACUUCCCGCUACCAUUGUUCGUUGUGAUAAUGAGCUGAGCGUUGAGCUGACGAUGCAGGCACCGACCGUAAUGGUUGCUUUGCUUAUCCGAAACAAGCAACACACGUUGCCGCAUUUUUUCACUUACAUCGAGGAACUGGACUACCCCAAGUAUCGCCUUUCCCUCUGGAUACGAUCGGAUCAUAAUGAAGAUCGCAGCAUAGAGAUCACGAAAGCAUGGCUGAAGCGCAUCACUCCGCUGUACCACAGUGUGGACUUCAAGUAUCGCACAGAACCGGCAGGUAAGCGGGAGAGCGAGAAAACCUACACGCACUGGACGGAGGAUCGGUUUGCGGAUGUGAUUCGGUUGAAGGAGGAAGCCCUACAGACGGCCCGGAAGAUGUGGGCCGAUUAUGUGUUCUUUCUCGAUGCGGAUGUAUUCCUCACGAAUCCACGAUCGUUGAGGUCGUUGAUUGAUCUGAAGCUACCCAUCGUAGCACCGAUGCUCGUAUCGGAUGGGCUGUACUCCAACUUUUGGUGUGGUAUGACGGCCGAUUACUAUUACCAACGGACGGAUGACUACAAAAAGAUUCUCAACUACGAGCUGGUGGGGCAGUGGACUGUACCGAUGGUGCACAGUGCGGUGCUUGUAGAUUUGAACGUGGCGGAAACCCGCCAUCUUACGUUCGACCGACGUAAUCUACCGGUCGGCCGGUACAGUGGUCCGGUGGAUGAUAUUAUCAUUUUUGCCAUGUCGGCCAACUACUCCAGCAUACCGAUGCAAGUGUGCAACGAGCUGCUACAUGGCUACAUCAUGGUUCCACUGGAAGCUGGUGAAACGGUCGAAGGGAAGGAUUUGGAACAGUUGACGAACAUUCUCGGUUACAUUUUGAACGAGUACGGCGAAGUAAAGCUCAAGCAGGAUAUGAAGAAAUAUGUUCCAGUUGUUGAGAAGGAUAAGCUAUCGCUUUCGCACAUCUAUAUGAUCAAUCUGAAACGGCGAACGGAACGAAGGAACAAAAUGUUAUCGCAUUUCGAUCUGCUGGGGCUCCAGGUUGAACACUUUCCUGCCGUCGAUGGCAAGUCGUUGACCGAUAAGAAGUUGCAGGAACUGGGCAUUCGCUUUCUUCCCGGUUAUACUGAUCCAUUCCACAAACGCCCGAUGACGAUGGGUGAGAUUGGUUGCUUCCUUAGCCACUACUACAUCUGGGAGAAGAUGGUCCACCUAGGUCUAGCCGAAGUGCUUGUUCUGGAAGAUGAUAUCCGUUUCGAGCCGUUCUUCCGCCGUCGGGCACACCGUGUGUUGGAUGAUGCUCGACGGAUCGGUGGCUGGGAUUUGAUCUAUUUCGGACGCAAACGAUUGCAGGAGGAGGAUGAAAAGUGGAUCACCGGCUCGGAGUAUCUGGUGCGGGCGGGAUACUCUUACUGGACGCUCGGUUACGUGAUAACGCUGGAGGGCGCGAAGAAGCUGCUGCGUGAGCGGCCCCUCGAGAAGCUACUCCCCGUCGACGAGUACCUGCCGAUCAUGUUCGAUAAUCAUCCGAACGAGAGCUGGGCGGGUCACUUCCGCGAUCGCACGUUGGUCGCGUGGAGUGCGGCGCCGUUGCUUCUGUUCCCUACGCACUACACCGGGGACGAGGGUUACAUUUCCGACACCGAGGAUUCGGCUCGCAUCGAUGGAACGGUGGCAUCAGCAGGUGGUAGCAGCAAGGAUCAAGAGGGCCCAUCAGCGGGGCUGAACGAAACGGGUCGCGACGUGGCCGCCGAGCCGAAAAAGGGCGACAAAGAACAGCUGCCGAAUGCGUCGUCCGCUCUGUUGGCCGAAUCCGGGUUGGAGCAGGGUGAACAUGAGCUGGAGGCGGCCAACCGGAAAUCCGGCCAACCGGCGGGAAUCCGGAACGAGCUCUAGCGUUCCAGGAACGGCUUGCAACAGCCCAAUCAUCCAAAGAAUCUAACGGACUUAGUUAGUUAGUGAUUAAUGGUUAGUACAUACAACUGUGUUCUCGUGCCUUAUACUCGACCAGCGGCAUUCAGCAUUAACGCAAUGCUGCAUCCUCAUAUAAUCUGCCAUUUAUGUAGGAAAAGUACAAUA